Molecule: messenger RNA, 117 nt
Organism: Blumeria graminis f. sp. triticale
Lineage: Eukaryota; Fungi; Ascomycota; Leotiomycetes; Helotiales; Erysiphaceae
Source: the annotation of a GenBank genome assembly
AUGGACGAAUUUACAAUAGUCAUACAAUUGACCAUUAUAGAGAUGAGAAUGGAAAAUUUCCCUAUUGGGUCACAGGAGAUGAUGGACUUGUUAGGCGAGUUUCAAGCGCCGCCAUAG